ACUUUCAUUUUGAAUUUUGAAUUUUCGCAUGGCUCACUAGUUUUCAUUUGUACUUCAAAGAAAAAAGGAUUAUUCGUAUUGACAUGUCAUCAGCAAAAACCGUACUUCAGACCAUAGGUUUGGAGCAGAAUUUGGAAAAAGCAGAACAGUUACAACAUGUUUUCUCAAGACCAACAAACAACCUGGAACACUUUAUUGGAGUUGUUGUUGACAUCCCAAUCAAAGAUUUUCUCCAAAAUAUCAUUGUUUUAACAAAAUUAAUCCAUCUUGCUCCGGAGGAGUGGAUUAAGAACUAUUUGUGUGAAAUCACAAAAUCCUCAUCAAAGAAAGGGAGCUUACUACAACGGUUAAUUCUCAGAGCUUGUAUUCCAUACUUGAAAGACCUUCAGAAUAGACCAUGUGAUGCGAGUGAUUUUGCAGAUUUGCCUGAAAAAGCAGAAUCUGUUCUGAAAUUUGUCAUGUCACUUUUAUCUAGAGAACAAGAUACCGAACAGAUAAAAGCAGUUGUUUUAGAGGCAAUACCAAGUCUGCUUAUUCUGAUUAUUGAACACCAGGACACUUGUAUGUGGACAUCUAAAACAUCAUUAGCUCUGUCAAAGGAAGCACUCAACAAGGUCAAGGACAUACUAGCUGUCAGCAGCAACGAAGAGCUACUGCAGUAUAAGAUUUCCAAUGACCAGCAUUCAUCCAUACUGGUUCAUAUCCUGAAACACCUGAGUGAGAAGUUAAAAAGAGAAUCUUGGAUGUGCUACCCAACACUUAAAGCAGUCUACCAAUGGUCCUUACUUCAUACUAAAUUUCCAAAUAUGAGUGAAGUUUACCCAAAGUUUCUUCCUACUGCUCUUUUGUUCACUGAUGACCAUGUAUUGGAAAACAAAAUUCUAGGUGUAAGCUGUCUCUACCACAUCAUGCAGAACACAAGCAGAGAAGAACUACGUUGGUAUGGUCAGGCUGAUGUUAUUUACGAAGCCUUAAAACACCAAAUGUACACAAGAGAGGCUAAACUCAUUGAUGUCCUACAUCCUACUUUGCUUUACAUCUUAUCAGUGGUCGAAAAGGAUCCACAGUACUGCACCGAUCCCAAGGGGCUUCAAAGAGUCCCAACAAAAUAUGACGCAAUAUUUCAUACCAUUCUUACUGAUGCUUAUGGAGAACAAAAUUUGACACAGCGUAUUGCUUUAACUGGUCAUUUGACACCCUUUGUUGAAAAACUUGGACUGCUUACACUCAGACACUCAAACCUUCUCUUCAAAGUGAUUGAGGAAUACUUAGAGGCAUAUGAUGGAAAAAGACGUUCAGCAAAGCCACAGAUUCUGAGAUUGCUGAAGUCAGUGAUUACUGCUGUUUGGCCAAGAAUGUCGCAAUAUGUAGAUUUCAUUCUGAAAAUAUUAGUCGAACUGUUAAUUGACAUAUCAGCCAAAGACAACUAUGACUCAGAACUUGUGCACAGUAUUGAAGAGCUGAGUACUCAGUGUUUGAUACUGCUAAAGCAUGUCAAUCUAGAGCAUGUGGAGAAGCAGCUACAAAAUAUGUUGAAACUUGAUGUGCCAGAAACCUGUAGACAUACAUUAUCUGAUGCAUUGCAAUUGAGUAUGUGCUAAAGGUUGAAUGAAUACGUGUUUAUGUUAGAAACACACCUGGUUAUAAGGCAAGUGUUCUUGUCUAAACAUAGACCAAUGUUUUUAAUAAAACAAAAAACUUUAGGAAGUGCUUUGUGUAUAUGGGGUGGGGUAAGAGGAGCGGAGUGGAGAAGUGAAUGAAUUUUAAUCUCACCUUGGUCAACACUCAUCAGUUUGAAAUAAACUUUUCAAAUUUUAGAGUGCUCCAAAAUGACUGCAAUCAAUCCUUCAACAUGUUACUCUUCAUGGUGACCAGAAUAAACAAUGCUGACAUGAUUUCCAUGCAGUCACUGACUUUGGCUCAUUGAUUUUAUUGUGUUUUAGUGUAUCAAUGGACACCUAUUACAUUCUCAUGUAUUAUCUACUUAGUCAAUGGAUUAGUCACAGUGGCCAAGUGGAUAGAAUGCUCAAUUCAUAACCAGGUCAGGCCUGGAGGUUAUAAGACUUUUACCAUACUCAAAGUCAGCCAUGUUUAUUUUGAGAACAACUCGGAGCAAGCUUCGAAGCUAAUUGGAAAAUUCUUCAGCAUGUUCUUCAUUUCGGAAUGAGAAUGAUUUUAUAAAAGUUUUAUAACCUUCAUUUUUGAGUAUGAGUACAAUUUGGAGCACAGAGUUUGGGUAUGAAAACAUGCUCAAAAAAGUUUCAAAACCUCCAAGCCAGGAGGCCUAGGUUCAGUUUCUGAUAACCUAAGACAUUAGUGACAGUUCACUAAGAUUAAAUGUGAAAGUCAUUUGUAUUUCGAAUAUGACCUUAGAAACAGGUUUCAUGUCGCAUUAGACAUUAGUACGUUAAAGAACUCAUUGUUUCAGCCAUCCACAGGUGCCAUGCUUAGGUCAAAAUUUCAGGCACUUCACCUGAAGCUGGUGGUGCCUCUACAUCAUCAUUGUUACACGAGUGAAAAAUUCUUCAUUGGACUUUAAACAUGACAUAAUCAAAGGUUCUUCACCAGAAAUAUGCAGGUAGACUGUAUAAAAGGAAGGGCUAGAAAAUGAAGAGGGAGGGGGCAAUAGAAGUGGAUUAGAGGAGGCAGAGAAAAAAGGCCAAGAGUGGAGAGAGGCUCUUCUUUGUAAGCCAAGGGUUUUUGGUCCAUUUGCUGAAGGGCAGAGUGGACCAAAAACCCUUGGCUUGUGAAGAUGGACCCCUGUCUAACCCCAACAACACUGACAGCCAAAUGACCUGCCUGUGUACCAUUCCAUUAAUGUCAAUUGUUAAAGAGCUAGCAGAUGGAUGGACUUGUUCAGGAGACGUUGGAAGCACGGAGGCGGAUCAAGCAGUAUGUCUACAAAACACCGUUGAUGUUUUCAGAUCCACUCAGCAAUUUAACCAGCAGUUGCAAAGUAUUCAUCAAACUUGAAAAUGAGCAGUUGACAGGAUCAUUCAAGAUUCGUGGUGCUUUUAACAAACUAAUGAAACUGUCGUCUGCUGGCGACGUAAUCAAACAAAAGGGCAUAAUCACAGCGUCAUCUGGAAAUCAUGGAAUGGCUUGCGUGGAGGCGGGAAAGACCCUGGGGAUCCCGGUGACGGUGUAUUGUCAACAGAAUGUUAGCGAACACAAGAAGAAUGUGCUCCUGAACAAGGGGGUUCGGGUAGUGCUGCACGGGGUCGACUGUGUGGAGGCCGAAAACGAGGGCAGGGCCAGUGCUGAAAAACAAGAAGUCGAAUACGUGUCUCCUUACAACGACAUCUACGUCAUUGCUGGACAAGGAACCAUUGGAAUAGAGAUAUUGGAGGAUUGUCCAGAGGUUGAUUGUGUUCUAGUUCCUGUAGGGGGAGGGGGAUUGAUAGGUGGAAUAGCCAGAUACAUCAAACAAGUCAGACCCUCUGUGGAGAUAAUUGGUUGUCAGCCACAGAACUCCAAAGUGAUGUACGAAAGCGUAAGAGCGGGAAGGGUGGUGUUCGAGGAGUCCUUGGAUACACUGUCUGAAGGGACAGCGGGAGGGCUGGAGGACAACUCGAUUACCCUCCCAAUAUGUGCUCAGUACGUGGAUGAUUGGAUUAUGGUUACCGAAGAAGAGAUUGGAAGAGCUGUGGUGUACAUGUUACAAAAUCACCAAAAGGUUGUGGAGGGGGCCGCUGGCACGGCUCUGGGUGCCUAUCUCAAGAAUCCCGGAAGGUUUAAGGGAAAACGAGUGGUCCUGAUUGCGUGUGGUGGAAAUCUAGGAAUACAGACUCUGAAACAGUUGGUGUCUAUGUACACCUGAAAACGAAAGUGAAACUUGAAUUUUUAUCAUCUCUAUAACUACAUGUACAUCAUAUUUACACAGUUCAUUCCUGGACUACAAAUCACGAUAAAAAGAUUUAAAACUU
Ostrea edulis (European flat oyster) is the source of this 3926-nucleotide messenger RNA. Its product is annotated as L-threonine dehydratase catabolic TdcB-like. Gene Ontology annotation, molecular function: L-serine ammonia-lyase activity; threonine deaminase activity; pyridoxal phosphate binding. The transcript has 10 exons. Gene Ontology annotation, biological process: L-threonine catabolic process; L-serine catabolic process. Bases 2843 to 3820 code for a protein of 325 amino acids. Lineage: Eukaryota; Metazoa; Mollusca; Bivalvia; Ostreida; Ostreidae. Gene Ontology annotation, cellular component: cytosol; centrosome; nucleoplasm. The record is from RefSeq and is a predicted model, not a curated record.